GUCUCGUCUUCAUAAGGUUGUUGGUAACCGUGCUGCUAUCUCGGUAGAUAUCUUCUGCCGGCAUGAAUCUCGGGGACGCCCCUGCUUGUUUGAACUUGAAAUUGGAAAACCCAAGUUUGAUUGUUACUCAGUCAUGGUGUUAAGAAGAAUCCAGCAAAGCAGCUGUCCCUCAGGCCUAGAGCGGCUAAACAUCCUGAGCUCCAGGCAGCCGUCCCUGUGUGGGAGGAUUUGCAGGGAGAGGAGCGUCCAGGCCCGGCAGCAGGCGGGGAGGCACAGAGCAACCAAGAGCAAGGCAGGAGGAGCAGCCGCCUCCUUCACUUCCAACACCAACACCACCGGGGGGAGACACCACCUCUGACAUCACCAAGACACAUGAGCAUCACAAGAGGGCAACGUCAAAGUUGUGGCCAAGGUGAAGUCAGACAGACACAACAAAUCACUACUGUUGGAUCCAUUGAGAGCCAAUGGGAAAACAGCACAGCCUCAGAAUAGAGGGACACGAGCCGGUGGAAAGGGUGGACUAAAAGACACGCUGGCCAGUGGGGAUGCAGGACCGAAGGACAGCGUGGUGUGUCUGACCAGUGAGCAGCUACAGCAGAUCCUCCACACGGUCCAGACCAACGGCCAACACCCAGCAGACGACCACAGGACCCAGGGUAGUGGUAGUGAUGGUAAUAUAACAAUGACCGUGGCUACAGACGUAUCAUCGCUUCCCUCCUUAUCGUUGUCUGGAUGUCCAUUCAGCUGGCUGGAGGAGCGACAGUCAGACAGCAGAGCGGCCAUCGGCGCCAAGAAGGCUCAGUGGAGGAGAGAACUAGAUGAGCAACUGGCACUGAAGCAGCAGCAGCAGCAGCAGCAGCGUUCGGCUCCUGGCAGACUCCAGGCUGAGGAGGACACAUUGAGUGUGUUCUCAGUUCAGACCUCCGUCAGCCACAGAGAUCAGCCUGCGGCCAUCAGAUCCAGCCUCAGACUCGGGGAGGGUCACCCGAUGGAGGAGGUGCUGAAUGUCGAGAGGAAAGAGGAGCAGAGGAGACGCUGGCUGGAGGAGCUGGACCGGCAGAAAGAGGAGACGAGUGAACGCAGGAGACGAGAGAAAGUGCUGCAUAGCCAGACGGAGGACCACGAGCUCUGGGCCGCACACUUUGACUCUCUGCAGAGACGGCCUCCUGUGCAGACUGCAACUCCAUCAGCUCCAUCAGCUCCACCUCCAGCCCCGUCAAAUGGCUCUGAGCGAGGGGAGUGGGAGCCCUCGUCCAGCCUGUCCCUGGUCUGGGAUGCCAUGAGCAGCUGUGGAGCAGAGAGUGUAGGGGGGGCCAGCAUAGAUACCACCAUCGGAUACCCGUCCAUAGCCAGCCAUCUGAGGACCAUGACCGCCCUGCUGGACCCCGCCCAGAUAGAGAGAGAGAGGAGGAGGCUGAAACAGCUGGAGCAGCAGCGAGCGAUCGAGGCCCAAAUGGAGGAGCGUCGGCAGCAGAGGGAGCGAGAGGAGGCGAGGAGGAGAAAGGAGGAGGAGGAAGAAGAGAGGAGGGUGGCGCAUGAGAGGGAGAUGCUGGAGAGAAUGCACAAGCUGGACACACAGAGGGAGAGGCAGAAGUCGAGCCACCAGGCAGAGCAGCCAAAGACAGACCAAGAUGCUGGAGGACAUCAGGAGACGCUGGAGCCCAGCGCAGUUACCAGGCAGGGCGAGUCUUUGGAGGAGGUCAAUUGUUCAGCCUCCCCGUACAAAGACACUGCUGUACAGACAGAAGCAGCUCCCUCUCUACCGCUCAGAGUUCACACUUCUGACGUCUCUGCACAGUACCAGCCCCCUCCUUCUCUGUCUGCUGCUCCUCCAAACAGCAGGAACCGCGCAGUGAGAACAGGCAAGGAGAACAUCUGUCUGCCAGGAGCAGGUGGAGCAGGAGGAGGAGGAGGAGGAGGAGGAGGAGGUGGAGGAGGAGACCCCUAUGAGGCGUUUGCCAGGACAGAUAGGAGCAAGAGAGACAAGAGGAGGCCGGAGUGGAACACACAGAGGCCCAGCCGUCGGUUCGUUCCAGCCUCGGAGCGUUACCCGGCCCCUCUGCAGAGGAACAGACAGGAGAAUCGACAGAGGAGGCAGGCUGAGCUCCUCGCUCUGCAGGAGAGGACCUGUCUGUCCAGGACCGACCCUCCUCCUCCUCCUCCUCAUCAGCACCAGGAGCCUCGUCUCGGCUUCAACCCCACACAGACCAGAACCAGUCCCACCAGGAAGGUGGAGGGUGUUUCCAGAGGACACAGCAUCUCAGCAGCCAUCAACACUGAAAGGGGGCUCUCUCCUCCCGUCCCUGCUGUCCGAGACAGAAUUCAGAGUCAGCAGGCACCACCCUCCUCCAUAGCUCCACCUCCUCCUCUGGUCCAGGAGUUCAUUCCUUAUGUCCGGACUCAUGAAGUCUUCAACCUGGAUCCACUGGAGCCUGCUGACACCCCCCCACCACACACACACACAGAAGCUCCUCCGCAGAGCUCAGCGUCUCCUCCUGCUCCCUCACAUCGACUCCUCCCCCCUGAACUGCUUCGUAACACUCAAACUCACCGACAGCAGGAGAUCCUGAGAGGUCUGGCCCAGCUACGGCAGGGCUUAUUACAGAAGCAGAGAGAGUUGGAGACGGAUCUGAAUCCUCUACUGAAGCGCCACGACAACGAACACCGGCCGCCCUCGGCAACGCACCGCAAGUGACCUCUGACCCCUGCUCCGUGUGUUCCUGAGUCAGGGUGAAGAAGCGACACAACAGUGUUUGAACCAGCUGUCAUGGAGAACAUGGGAACGGGAAUGGGAGCUCUCUCAGUCGUCCAACACUUGGAGACUGGAUGUUCAAUGUACGGCAACGUGGAGUUUACUUAGAUUUUUGGGAGUUUUCAAAGUAAAGCUGAUCGUAUCAGAGUGAAUUUGACAGAUAAGGCCCAGACACACAAAGCCGACCUCAGAGAACUAGUGGCGAUGAAGACAGACUGUUGCGUUGCCUCACGUCAACUUUGUCAAGUUGCAUUUGAACACAACGCAAAGACUACAGCCGACGGCCAGUUAGCACCUUCUGCGCCUGCGUGAGAGGAAAUAACUCUCCACACCAGCAGCAAAGAGUACAGAAGCACAGUCUGUCACUGUGUUAUUCAACACAGACCAUUUCAGUAGAAUAUGACAAUAGAAUAGAAAACAAUUGAGUUCUUUUUAGGCGGACAUUUUACUGGCGUCGCUUUCUGUCCAAAUGGCGUAGCUUUGCUGCUGUGCGCGGAUGUUUCAAUGGAACGAGCAAUUGACUUUCACUUCUUGGCAAUAUAUGUUCUUUGCCAGCAGGCGGCGGUAGUCUGUAUUCAUCAUUCAAAAAGGGAAACCAGAAGACCCAGGACUGCGGAUAUACAAGGUACAUGAAACAAAGUAGCGUUUGUCAACCAUUUUCACGAAAAACUUAAAAAAUGAGAAGAGCCUUCUGUGUGUGUCGUCUUGACUUUACUCGUUGGCCUGCUUUCGUCACUUCCGUUUCUCUUCUCGCGCACUGAUUCGUUUAAGCUGAACAGCCAAUCACAGUGAUUUCUCCCACCAACGAGCUCUGCCGCUCCAAGAAGCUGAAUCGCCCGAAAAACCUCCAACACAGGCAGACUAGAGCCAAUGGUGCGGGACACACCGAAAAAAAACCUAGACCGACAGACGCUCAUCUACGGCCCCAAACUGUCCAACGGCCGACCGUCGGCUUGUCGUGUCAGGGCUCCUGAUUUGGGGCGGUAUGUCCCUCCUGUCAUGGAUAUCAGGAGGCAGAAGUGAUUGUUUUCUUUUUCCUGGCAGCAGCUCAGUAAAUCCAGCAACACAAGACUAUUUCCCAAAUCUUAGAAUGCACUUUGCAAUUCUGGUAUUUUCAGUGGUGAAAACUGCAUCUUCAGACUGAGCACAAAGUGUGUUGUGUGCGCAAAUGUUGCGGUCCGUGUUUAUUUACCACAAACAGCCAAUGCACCAUCAAUACACACAUUAGCUGUAGAGAGUCACUGCAAAAGAACAGAGAAUGAAUCUCAUGUUGGUUUGAAUUAGUUUGAACUUGAUUUUCUUCUUUUUUUUAAGUGACAUCCUUAUGUUGCAUCAAGAGCAAAGCAAAUUUUCACCACGCUUUACUCACGUGAGUUGGACCGCCGGGAUCAUUUGUGUUCAUUCGCGUCACUUGCGUUAGCUGUGACAGAGUUGAGAAUAGGCUUGUCUCCAUAGAUACCAACAACCUUUCUUUCCGCCAUUUCCACCAUCAACCAUGGAAGAAAUAACCACUGUUGCUGCUUUGUACAAGUUGUGGAAGUCCCAGAUAUGUCGGAAAACCAAACGUUGUCGUGUCUGGGUUCAUAACAUCACCCGGUGGCGAGCUGUAUUCACAUACAGCCUUUGCACUGACUGUAUGUAUUACACCACACCUGAUGUUAAAAUCUAGAAACAUGUCUGAAUUUCUUUUUAAAUAUUGAAAUAUUUAAGUGAAAAUGUGAGUUGCUGGUUCAACAUGAGAACUUGACGGAGCUUUUAACUUUCACUACAAACACCUCAGUAUUUGUAGUGAGUUCUACCUCACAUCAACACCUUGAUACCACCAAUGCUCCUCUGAAACUAAAACGCCGCUCAUGGUUUUGUUCAUUCAUAAGACAAACAUGUUGUGUCACGAACUGAAUUUAUGUGGGUUUUAGUAACAUUUAAUGUGAAGAUUGUAUUUAAAAAUGCUGUUUGUUUUAAUGCACUUUCCAAAAGAAUGACACUAUACCAAACAGGUAUUGAGUUUGACCUGUUCUUUGGAGCAUCCUUCCUGCAGAGGAGCACAGCACUUAUUUAAAUCAUGAAUGAAGGAUGGAUAAUUUUUUUGUUUCUUCAGCUUCCUGCUGGCCGAGGAGCUCUAUUUGUCUUUAUGCUUCUGUGUUGUGGGAUUGUUCUGGUUUUAUUGUAUUUUUGAUUAAUUGCAAAUGUAAUAAAUAAUGUAAAGUGUA
This is a messenger RNA of Sebastes umbrosus (honeycomb rockfish), 4962 nucleotides long. It is a transcript of the gene ccdc66, whose product is annotated as coiled-coil domain containing 66. Gene Ontology annotation, molecular function: microtubule binding. Gene Ontology annotation, biological process: cilium assembly. NCBI's taxonomy places the organism in Eukaryota, Metazoa, Chordata, Actinopteri, Perciformes, Sebastidae. Gene Ontology annotation, cellular component: cilium; microtubule. The record is from RefSeq and is a predicted model, not a curated record.